Messenger RNA from Priapulus caudatus, 1687 nucleotides. RefSeq lists its product as uncharacterized. The record is from RefSeq and is a predicted model, not a curated record. NCBI's taxonomy places the organism in Eukaryota, Metazoa, Priapulida, Priapulimorpha, Priapulimorphida, Priapulidae. The transcript has a single exon. Bases 508 to 1215 code for a protein of 235 amino acids.
CGUGGUCACUUAUGCUAGCUUUAGCUUGCGGUAUUAAACUUAAAUGGUCCUUAGAUUAAAUUUAUUUUAGCUGUGUAUUAUUGUACACUAUGCGUUGGUGUUCAUGUUUCCAUUAGUCGUAGCAGUGUGGGUAGUUGCUUAAAUGUUGGCUGGGCAGUAGUGUACCCCCUACAACCCGGAACAUUUGUGGCAACUACCGUGCACUGUUACAAAUUUAUUUCAGGUCUCUUUUACUUUAGUAUUGUAUCAAUGAGUAUGCGUGUCCAUAUGUUUACUUAGAUUAUCGGAAUUAGCGUAGUUAAGACGUAUGGUACUAGGACAUGUUUUGCAUACAUUGACAUAUAAAUGCUGAUGUGUGAGCUUAUAAUAUGACAGCAUUACUGCUUGAUAACUAACGAUUGCACAUAUCUAUUUUACAUAUACGACAUUGCAGCUGAGCCAGAACCUAUAAUUGUCCGCUAUGAUGAUUCUGUUUCAGACGAUUCCACGACGGACGAAGAACCCGAAAUGCCACCACCGCCCCUCCAGUAUGAAGUCAUCGACCCCGCAUCGCAGCGUGGCCGCGUCAAGCUUGCGGAUGACCAAGGAUUCACGUACACCUUGUACAGGUCUAAUGACGUCACUACCACCUGGCGUUGCAGCGUCCGAAAUAAGCGCGAAACAUGCUUGGCACGCGUUAAGCAGAAUAACAAUGACAAUACAUUCAUUGCAGGUCCCCAACCACAUUGUCACCAGCCUGUGCCGGGUGCCUCAACAGCUCUUAAAGUGAUUGCUGACGUAAAGAGAAAGGCAACGAGGAGCAUCUUCCGCUCCGCCCCGAGCAUCGUCUCUGAGGUACUUGCUGAGAAAUGUGAUGGUGGCCCUAUAGAUGCACUACCCUGCAUAGAUCACCUGGCCCGCACUGCAAACAGAAAAAGGCAGCAGAUGCGGCGUCCCCAUCCCCGCAAUCUUGAUUUUGAUAUAGAUAAUACCUUUGUUGCAGAUGGGUUCAUGCGGCGCGACAUAAGAGUGCGUGAACGCAGACACCUGCUGUUUGCCCUUCCCCUUAUGAUAACCCUGCUAGCACAGACUACCCGCUGGUACCUUGAUUCGACUUUCAAAGUCGUUCGUGCACCCUUCAUACAGUUGUUUUCUGUGCAUGCCUUUGUUCAGAGUGACGGCUACAUCAAACAAGUUCCUCUUGCUUUUGCGCCCAUGUCUGGCAAGAACCGCUGAGAUUACAGUGCCGUUCUGCGCAACCUUGUCGAGAUUUUUCCUAAUGACUAUUGCUUACAGUGUUGUUACAGAUUUCGAGUGCGCUGUCUGGAAGUCCCUGGCCGAAGUUGUACCGGAGGUCCGUGUCAUGGGGUGCUCAUUCCAUUGGACACAAACAGUGUGGCGGAAAAUCCUAAAAUCUCGGUCUUGUUCGUACAUACCGAGGGGAUUAUCGCAUGUGCAGGUAUCUUCGAAAAAUAAUGGCCCUACCACUAAUUCCUCAUGAGCAUAUACCCGAAAUGUUCAAUAUUUUGCAGGCUCGGGCUACCACUCCUGCAGGUCAACAGGUUGUUGAGUACGUCCACGAUACCUGGAUCACGUCUGCGAUGUGGCCACCUUCAGCGUGGAGUGUCUACCAGCAGAGCGUAAGAACAAACAAUGACGUGGAAGGCUGGCACUUCCACCUUAACCAGCGUGCACACAGGCCGCGGCU